Orussus abietinus is the source of this 8782-nucleotide messenger RNA. Its product is annotated as nuclear pore complex protein Nup153. Bases 34 to 5025 code for a protein of 1663 amino acids. NCBI's taxonomy places the organism in Eukaryota, Metazoa, Arthropoda, Insecta, Hymenoptera, Orussidae. Gene Ontology annotation, cellular component: nuclear pore. The record is from RefSeq and is a predicted model, not a curated record. Gene Ontology annotation, molecular function: structural constituent of nuclear pore. The transcript has 7 exons. Gene Ontology annotation, biological process: protein import into nucleus; RNA export from nucleus.
UGUGUGACUCCCAACGAAGCGAGGGGCGCGAUCAUGGCCAAGGGGAGCAACAACCUGACCGGGCGACGGUCGCACGGCCCGAAGCCCUACGACGCGAACAACGUGAGUAGCCGCGUUCUGGCGGAGCGCCGCCGAGUCAGGAGCGCCGCCGAUCCCGCCUCGCUCCCAACGGUCCUUCGCGCCUUUCCUCGAAUGGACGGACUCGAGUCGCGGCAUCGUCCCGACCCUUCUCGAAGCCGGCCGAGAAUGCGCCAGGACGAGCCCGGUGAUGUCCGCGCGGGUCGCCCGAGUGACUCGUUUGUAAAGAAGGUGGCGACGAAAGUGACGGACUUCAUACCACAGCGGUCUUGGAUCAGUAAAUGGUUCAACACGUCUCAGGACAACGGAGAUGUAUCAAGUGCAGCGGAUAAUACCGAGGAAUCGGAGCAGGAAGAGGAGGCCGUGCAGAGGCCACCUCCGACAAAACGACCGCGUAUACGUAUGGAUGUGACGCACCCUCCGGGUACAUUUUCAAUUCAACCUAGGAAUAGAAUUGGUCCAAACAACGAGGAUUCUCUUGGCGAACGAUUUCAUCACAAUUCGGGAGAAAAUUUUCUGGAACCUAUGAUAGCAGGGCCCAGUGGUACUAACCGAUUAGUGUCAUCCACACCUGCAAUAAGGACUGACACAAGGAGCGAAAAUGCCCAAAGAACAGAACUUAACUCUUUAGUGUCUUCUCAAAACAAUGGAGCUGCCAAUGGAACAGAUGAUAAUUCAGAAUCGAGCGAGAGUACCAGUGGAUGUAGCUCCCUUAUCCCUCAAACUAAUAGACAGGAGGCUCCAGUAAAUGCUGGAUACAAUAAAUCUUUUGUUAGCAGAAAAAGAUACAUUGAUGACAAAAUGACUUUCACAAACCACUUACAGUCCCCGAGGUCUCUUUUCCUUGACAGCAGUAACCGAGAUUCUUUGAGUAGCCGUAGGCCCAGUUUUGAUGCAUCGAUGAUGAACGCGACGAUGGAUCGUGCCUCGCCUCUUUCAUCUCCAUUUUAUAGCGGCAAUACCACAUUUGGUGGAGCCAAUGCAGCUGGCCUUUAUAAACGCAAUCGCACACUUUUUAAUAAUACCAGUGAGAUAUCGCUAAAAUUGCCCAGAAGAACCAGUGUCCAGGUGAAGCCUUCAAAUGCAUCCGGGAUCGAUUCAUGCGGCAUGAGUCAAACUGCAAAGAGAAUACUGGAGGCCUUGGAACAUUUCUCCUCCCCAGUUUCCGACGCUAAAAAAAUACCAGUCAAGAGUACGAAGAACACGUCUUCUCCCGCUGCUGGUGCAACGAGGUCAAAGGACGAAAUCACUCCAUCGGCUAGAGUAGGUCUUCGACAUUUGGCACGAGAGCUAGUAGUACCGACCGUGCCUGAUUUACUGAAACUCCGAAGACGGCAAAAGAUCCAGGACACCACGGUGGCUGCUAGAAAAAUUAUCUCGGCAAACAGUGGACCACCUCCUAAUCCUGAAGAAUAUCGAUUAAGAUCUGACGACGACGAGAGUUCCAAGUUCCAGGGGAAACUAAAGAAAAAGAGUAACACUAACAUCGAACAGGAAGAUACAGUGGAGACAGUAAAUUUGCCUAGUGUAUCUCUGCCGAUAUCUUCUCUGCCCAACUUUGACAUUGCCCUGCCAGUGCCUUCGAGUCGAGUGGAAGCCCACCGGGAAGAACCCUCAGGGGAUACCUUCCAGUUCGCCAGUCCAAUCAGAGUGACCAGUUCAUCCAGCAAUCUAAAGUCGAUCAAUAACUUCACUUUCAGCAAGCCAUUAACAGUGGAAAACAAGGAGGGUGUGAACGAUUCAAACGAUUCAAAUAAUCUCUCGAAGACAAUGAGCAUGGAUUCCAACUCGUCGAUCUCCUUCCCAUUGGGUCCAAACUUUGUGUGGACAGGCUCUUUUGCGGCGCCUAAGUUGAAGGAGAAGAAGAAGAGAGAAGAGAGCAGUGAGUCAAGCUUCGUUGGAGCAAAAGUAGCCAGCGAAUUGAAAACCGGAAGCGUAAUGGACAUUUUGGGCGGGAAGCAGAGCAGCACGCCAGCUUCGAAGAGUUCUGCAGUUGACGUUGAAAGUGAGCAUACUCUGAUAACCAGUUCCACACCAAUGGGAGGUACAGGUGCAUCGGAGAAACAGGGAGCGACUUCCUCUGAAAUGUGGGAGUGCAGUCAGUGUCUUAUCAGAAACAGCAAUAGCCAACUGCAAUGUAUAGCCUGCAAAACCGCAAAGUCAGACUCGAAGAGCAAGGCUUCAAAUCCAGACUCGAAGAGCACGGUGUCACAGUCUUCGUCGACUAUUAAUGACAACUCCAUGGAGCAUAAAACAUCUAAGGCCUCCAGUGGCUUCGGCAGCUUCGGUGCUCAAUUUAAAAUGUCCAAUGACCUCUGGGAGUGUACCUCUUGUCUUGUCAGAAAUAAACAGGCCGAUGCAAAGUGCGUGGCCUGUGGAGUGGCGAAUUCUAAGAAGCAGCAAGACUCGACGCCUUCGAAGAAUAUGAAGCCAGUGGACUCGAGCCCUACAGGGAAAUUGAAGUCAGUGGAUGGCUCCUGGGAUUGUCCAGGAUGCACUCUGAAGAACACUAGCAUCAUAGCAGCGUGUCCUUGCUGCAACACGCCAAAGCCAAGUUCUGCGAUAACUUCAUUGGACAAGGGCAAUGUUACCUUUGGUUCAGACCUUGGAGCUCAAGGAGCUUCAAAACCUUUGACAACUUCCUCGGAAGGCAGUGAGUUCUCGAGCAUGCUCAAGGCAAAGUACUCGGAGGGUUCCUGGGAGUGCCCCUCGUGUUUGGCAAGGAACGAGAACUUCCAUUCAGCCUGUCCCUGCUGCGACACAGCGAAGCCUGGGGGGCCUGCAUCGAAGAAGACCGAGUCGACCAGCACUGCAGGUUUUGGCGACAAGUUCAAGAAACCUGAAGGCAGCUGGUCCUGCGAUUCGUGCAUGGUGCAGAACAAGGGCGACGUUAUGGAGUGCAUUGCCUGCGGUGGAACCAAGCCAGGAACCCAAAAACCCAAGACGACGAGCACCUCCAGCACCGGUUCGACCUUGACAUUCAACUUCGGUGUUCCUUCUGAUGCCGGCCAGUUUAAAUUUGGCAUUGACAAGGCUGAGAAGCCAGCUACAAAUUCCACAGCGAGUGGAUUCACCUUCGGAGUACAGAACGCGCAGAGCAGCCCAGCAGGUGGGUUCAGCUUUGGCGUUCCGAAGGACAGUGGAACCCCUGUGACUGCUUCGGAGACUACCAGCUCCACAGCUUCGGUCAGUGCAUUUGUUCCGAAGGCUGCGGAGUCUGAACCAGCCUUCAAGUUUGGCACUCCGAUCAAGACAGGAGGCCCAGUCGAGAAGGUUGGUACUCCGAUGUUCUCGUUCACCGUCCCCAAGACGGAGCCACCGAAAUCAUCGACUUCCUCGAAGACAUCCGGUGAGGCACCCUUCUCCUUCGGGGCCCCCACAACGCUAUCGAGCGGUGCACCGACCUUCUCCUUCGGAGUGCCCAAGUCUACUGUGGCCCAGAAAGAGGGGGCCAAAGACCUUCCGCAGGCAGGCACUUUUGGGGUGGCCUCCGCAGAGCCUGCGAAGACGAGUACUCCGGCAGGAGAGUCUUCGUUAUCAGCUACUGCCAGCGUAGCUCUGCCCUCCGCAACGGGGAAGCCAGGUCCAGCGGAUUCCAAGCCACCGAGCAGCCAGACACCGGCGUUCUCCUUCGGGGCGCCCAGCACUUCUACUCCGACGACCACUGCGACGAGUCUUCCCAGUCAGCCCGGUCAGUCGGGCUUCAGUUUCGAGCCGAAGACCACAUCCAUCGGGCAGACCCCUGCGAUCCCCGGUUUCGGGCGACAAUCAAUGACGCCCUCGACUUCCUUCUCUUUCGGGGUGGCCAAACCAACGGUCGAGGCCUCGACCACGGAGAAGAAACCCGUGGCGUCUUUCGGCGGUGCCAACGCUCCUCCGGCGACGUUCAACAGCCCUCCGGCAUCCUCGCUAUUCGGCGGGACCACUUCCAAGUCCGCCUCUACGUUCGGCUCCACCGAGCCAUCGCCGAUGUUCUCCAUCGCCGAGGGCAAGACGCCCACCUUCGGCGCCGUGGACACCAAGAUAGGGCCCAUCUUCGGGAGCACCGAGAACAAGACCCCGAGUUUUGGGUCCACCGAGAAGCCCUCCUUUGGCGCAGCGGAGAAGUCCUCGUUCGGCGCCGCCGAGAAGCCACCGUCGGUCUUCGGGUCGCCGGCUUCGACCUUCGGGGCGACCCCGGCGAACCCUGCGCCGACAUUCGGCUCCUCGACGGGCCCCGUUUUCGGCGGCCCCACCGCCACGGCCACGCCUUUCGGCACCGACGCCUCUUCUAGCAUCUUCUCCGGAACUAAGGCCAGUGAGAGCGCCACUCCUGCACCCUCCACUGGUCUCUUCGGCUUCGGGUCUUCCGGGUCCUCUCAGACCUCGAUUCAGUCCCCCGGCGGGUUCGGGUUCGCCGGGACUUCUAGCGCGACCGGGCCGGCUGCGACCCCGAAACCGCUGUUCUCGUUCAGCGGCACGUCCACCGCCCCGCAGACCGGGAACGCCUUUGGAACCGCUGGGUCUUUUGGGAUCCCGUCCUCUGGGGCGUUCACUUUCAACGCGCCCAAACCUGAGGCUCCGGCCUUUGGGCAGAACCCUGCUACAGCGGCGCCGUCGCUCUUCGGGGCCCAGUCCCCUACACCUCUCGGACAGACCCAACCUGUCCCCUCGUUUGGACAGAGUGGCGGUGCCACUGGUGCCCCCUUUAGCUUCGGCUCGACGGCGCCCUCCACCGGGACAACUGGCGGUUUCAACUUCGCCGCUACGCAGAACCCAACACCGGCCGCGCCGGGAGGGUUCAACUUCAGCGCCACCAAUCCCACGUCAACAGUGUCCUUCGACCCUAACACGAAACCUUCGUUUAAUUUCACCCAAGGCAGCGCACCCACCGCAUUCAACGCCACGCCGCAGCCGGCGGUCCCGAGGAAAAUCAAAAAGGCGGUUAGGCGGAUGCCACCCCGGUAGAGAGAACGGCAGUCGACCGGGAGAAGAGGGAACGACACGCGGGGAUGGUCGGUGUGCGCGAAGAUGGCCCUCGCGUCCGCCACGAACGCGGUGCUUGCGGUAGAGGGGCGCUGUCGGUCCCCGGGGUGUGCGUGAAGAUGCAGUCGUCGCACACCGAUCGAUCGCUCGUGCCCAGAGAGAGGGAGAGAGAGAAAACGAGGGAAACGAGGAGGGAAGCGAGCGAGAGGAAGAUUCGAGCGUUCGGCGCCGCGAGACGUCGACGCGUGUAAUAUACCGAUGUGCUGACGAGGCGCGCUCGAGUGUGCGACCGCUUGUGUUCUACAGGGAAGAACUAUAAAUUAUAAAUUAUUUAAAUUAUACGAAAGGAAAGGAAAGAGAGGGGGGGAGGAAGGGACUCGAGGGCGCGGGUAUUGCCGAGGACGGUCAGGAGGAGGCGAUGCGCACGCGGAGAGAGAAUUUUCGAGCCUCGAACACGGUCGGCCUCGUCAAACGUGUUUUAUGGUAAAAGUCACGUCGAUUCUACGAGUCUCGAUGGCCGGGCAAGCCGGGAGCUACCCGAGGUGGCCACUAGAGGCGCUGCACACCGCGAGCGCACAAUUACCCUUGUUAACUCGGUUUUCUUGGGUAGGAUAUGUAGUAACUGUUUGUAACGCGGUUUAGGUAUUAUGUUACGGGUAAUGACAUGGAUAUUGACAUUGUUUGUAAUGUGUGUACUGAUUUGGUCCACCGAUUUCCGAGGGGUGGGGGGUUUGGUAGUCGGGGACGACGAGGCCGAUCGUACGAGACGAGUAGUUAUCCCGUUGGCCGCCCGAGACACUGGCCGCGCUCCGAGGGACGUUCCUAGGGGUGUGCGAUUGACGAAGUCGACCGACCACCACCCGGAAACUGCCAGGGCGGAGCCUUGCGACAGUGGCGGGCCAGGGAGGCCGCCUCGACGAGGAAGGUGUACAGUCGAGGACAACAGAGAAGAGCGGAGGGCUUAACGGCUAGUACCGGCGAGGUGGUGACACCGUUGCGUCCUGCUCCAGGUAAGUAUAAGUCCGUUCGCGCGGCUCGCCAACUGGUUUUCCAGAAAGAGGAAACGAAGGGGAAAAGGCGAAAAGGAAACCCCAUGCUUCUCAAGGAAGAUAUCUCAUCGCACGAUCCGGGCCAUCGUGACGAAAGGGUUACGGGCGAUUGCGAUCUCUCGUAUUCCUCCACUCUUAUAUAUAACGUCCCUCUCCCUUGUUUUCUUUUUUCUUCUUCAUUUUUUUUUUUCUUUUCUUUUGUAGCGUCAGCGAUUUUCUUGACCAUCAACGGGGUUUUACCUUAUCAGAAAUCAUGCCGCGAGGUUGUGGAGUCCUUAUUUUGUCUCAAGGCAAUCCUUGGACCCGUACGCCCCGGGAUCGAACCUCUGAAGGUUGACAUUCACUUUCAUUUACUCUGUUUAAUUGAUAUUUAUCAGAUACGGGGAAAUUAUGGUAAACCGUCCGUAACCCCUUUUACGGGCGCCCGGUUUUAAAUCUCUUAAGGGAGUGCUUUUUCUUUCUUUUCCUCUCCCAUUCAUUAGUCUCGUUAGUUCCUCUUCUUCCUUUCGAUCUCUAGCAAGACUUUUCCCGGAUUGCUUCUGGAAGGAUCGGGCGUUACCGACCGGGUCCUUGCCGGUCGCCAUUUUGAAAAUGGCGGGUCCGAAAAGGGAGCAAGAGGAAGGGAGGGUUUCCUUUUCAUCCCCGUUGAGCGAGCGACGUCGAACCGACUCUAUAUCAGUGGACUCCCACUCUAUAUAUAUAUAUGCAUAUAUAUAGAGACAUAUUGCUAUUAGAAUUAAAAAAUAAAAAAAAGAAUCUAACGAUUAUAUUUUAGCUAGGCGCGCGAAACGCGGACAGCACUGCGCAAGGCUCGAGCCGACGUACUAUAUUAGUGCUGUCCCCGUGGCGAGAUACACGCAAUUGACACGACAUAUAUACAUUAUAUACACACGUACACCCGUACACCAGCAUACACACGUAGAGUGUACCAUAAACACGCGACAGAGAAGAUACACCCGCGAAUAAUAACAUUAUUAAUAAUAGUAACUCUAGUACUAACGAUAACGACGAGGGAGGAGAACCACAACGCGAAGAGAAAUGAGAAAGGGAGAGAGGGAGAGAGCGGGAGAAGGGAAAAACAAAAAAUGGCAUUCGGCAUAGUACAAACCGCGAGCGGGGGAAAGAGAGAAAGAGAGAGACACACACAAGACACAGAGGCCGAUUACCGUGCGUAUUUCCAUUGUCGUAGUCGAAAUUGUAUAUUUUUUUUAUAUAACGAAGAAAUAAAAAAUCGAGUAAUCCAAGUAAUCCUAUUGAGAGAUCGAAUACUGAAUGCCAUUUUCUUAGGUGUUAAGGAGCCGUAACGUUGCGUGUUUUAUCGUAUAGGUCGAGUGAUAUAAACAUAUACAUAUACAUAUAUAAAUAUAUAUAAACACGCGCGCGCACGCGAGAGAGAGAGCGAGCGGCGAAACGGAGACUGGGGAGCAAUCGAUCCGUCGAUGGAUCGACCGAUCGAUCGCCGCCCCGAGGCGCGGGACUUCUGAAAGGGGCAGUUUUUAAAUUAUAUAAAUACUCUGCACGUGGACGCCGGGAAAAAGAAACGUUUCCCUUUUGCGAGGGCGGCGGUAGUUUUUAAUUCUCGUGUCGCGCCCUCCGACGGGAGCUCGGCGAACUAUAUGGCGCCCAAUUCGCGGCCGUUUUUCCUAAACCUGCGGAUUGUUAGCGAAUGCUAAACGCCAAGGCGGUUCUCGUUCGUUUUUAAUCGAGUCUUAUUUUUAGCUCGCCAACCCUUGGCGGGGCGCCGUUUAUUAUUAUAAUUGCGCAAAGGUACGCCCUCGGUGCCCUAAAUGCGCGUCCUCGUGCAGACACGUGCAAUCCUUGAAGAGUGAUACACAUCGACGACCCUGCGCGCGAUCGGGACAAGUUAUGUAGAGAGGGAGAGAUUAAUCAAAUGUAUAAAAGAGAGCGAACCAAGGGGGGCCGUCGCGCGGUCGGCGGCGGAUCCUUUUCGGGAGUCCCCGGAUAGCGAGACGGAGAGUACAUAGGUAAUUGGAGGUUAUGAAUUAAGAGAGAAAGAGAGAACUAGCGACGCGGCCCUCGGACCGGGAUGGGCGCGCGUCCGCGCGCCGCGUCGCCACCCCCCACCUCCCCAACCACCCCCCCCUAAAUUCCCCACUUAAGGAUCUAGGCUAGUUACGUUAUGUAUGUAAUAAUGUUGGCUUAACGGUUAAAGGAGAGAAGGAAGGAUCGAGGACGGUCGCGCCAGGUUGGGCAGAAUGACGGACGCGAUGGGGAUGUCUCGUUCCUCCAUGGCUGACGUCACACCUUGUGCGGCAUCGUCGACGCGUCGAGGGGACGGAAAUUAUGAAAAUUGCCGCGGUAGCGAUGGAAGGGUCGUGCAGAGUUCUCCAUUUAUUACUUUUUCCUCAAUUCUUCGUCCGCGACGCGCUCUAUAUCGGCCGGCGAUCGAGAAUGGCAGGUUACGUGGUCGGGCCUUCCCCUCCCGCGCUCCGUCGACGGGUGGCGCCGCGCGCGGCCGGCGAUGCGAUUAAUAGGACAGUGGCCAAGAAUAAACUCGAACACAUUAUUCAUUUCCUACGCCAUAUUAGAUAUUACAUAGGUACAAAGGACGAACGCACUGUUACAUAUUGUUGCUCUAUUCGUUGUUGUGUAAUAUUUACGUAGACCUUAGGAGGCAUUUAAGUUCGGAGCUGGAGCGACCCUAAGAGUAUACGUUUACGUUUCUUUUC